AUGGCGACGUCUGGAGAAGGCAGUAACCCAGCUGGCAGAGCCACACCGCGGCCCCUGGCGCAGCCGCAGGAGCUCGAGCCCCGGGUGGCGCGCAGACGCCUGUCCCAGGCGCGCCACCGGGCCACCCUGGCCGGGCUCUUCUCCAGCCUCAGGGAGACGGUCUACUCCCAGUCUGAACUCGUAGCCUCAAAGUGGCAGGUUCUAAAUAAGGCAAAGACUCAUAUUCAGGACCUGGAACAAACCUUGGACAAUCUGCUGAAGCUGAAAGGGUCCUACCACCUGGAGGAUGGGAAUGCAAACAGCCUAGAAGAGGCCAAGGAAGAAUUUGCCAGAAUGUACUGCCAAGAUCACAGCCUGUUUGCUCCCCCAGUUCAUCAGAAAGACUCUGCCACCUGGUACCCUUUUGAGAUAGUCGGGAAGGAAGAGGAGGAGGAAGAAGAGAUGGAAGAGGAAGACAAAAAAGUGGAACCAUUUCAGUUCCCCAUCACCUUGACCCCAGACCUCUUGGAAUUUGAACGGUAUCUCAACUUCUACAAGCAGACGAUGGAUCUUCUGACCGGGAGCGGGAUCGUCCCCUUGGGGGAGGUGACACUCCCCAUCGUCUCUGCGGCCAUCUCCCACCUGUGGCAGAAUCUCUCUGAGGAGAGGAAGGCCAGUCUCCUGCAGGCCUGGCUGCAGAAGCACAGCAACCUCCGGGGCCCCACAGCGGCCGGCCAGGAACCCGUGGGGACCCAGGGCAGCUUGAGGGACAGCGGAGUGGACAGCCAAGGGGCCAGCUGCUCACUCGUCUCCACCCCGGAGGAGAUCCUUUUUGAAGAUGCCUUUGAUGUGGCAAGCUUCCUGGACAAAAAUGAGGCUCCAAGUACUUCUAGCUCCAGUUCUCUGCUUGCUAGCAGCAACCCAGAAAACCCAGAGAACAAGUUUCAGCUCUAUAUGCAGAUCAUUGAAUUUUUUAAGGGCCUCUGCUCCAUUAACAUGACCAUCAAGGAGGAACCAGACCUUCCUGUUGAUGAUGAGAUGAUCAUGUUGAGAUGCUUGGAGACCUUUGAUGAUGACGAUUUGUGA
Messenger RNA from Condylura cristata (star-nosed mole), 1065 nucleotides. It is a transcript of the gene STRA8, whose product is annotated as stimulated by retinoic acid 8. The record is from RefSeq and is a predicted model, not a curated record. NCBI's taxonomy places the organism in Eukaryota, Metazoa, Chordata, Mammalia, Eulipotyphla, Talpidae. Gene Ontology annotation, biological process: cellular response to retinoic acid; meiotic cell cycle. The transcript has 9 exons. Bases 1 to 1065 code for a protein of 354 amino acids. Gene Ontology annotation, molecular function: protein dimerization activity.